GGCCGAGCCCACAUCAAUAAAGUGGGUCCGUUAUAUUCCGCGAGAAAGAUAAUUAGAAGAGAAUAUAUCUUCAUCUAUCUCUCUCGCUCACUCUUUGCUCGAUCGUUCAAUCUGAAAGAAGAGGAAGAACCUCAAAGAGUUUAGGAAGGAGAUAUGGGGAAAGACGGUAAAGCUGGUGGGAAGGGUAAGGGAAAGCAAGCUGGUGGUGGCAGUGAUGAAGCGUCCUCCAAGGGUAAAGGCAAAGCUGGGAAAGCUGCUGAUGGUCUAGGAACAUGCACUUAUGUUAAAGCGAGACAUGUUUUGUGCGAAAAGCAAGGGAAGAUCAACGAGGCAUACAAGAAGUUGCAGGAUGGCUGGUUGAGCAACGGAGACAAGGUUCCUCCUGCUGAGUUUGCAAAGAUUGCAGCAGAGUACUCGGAGUGCCCAUCAGGGAAAAAAGGAGGAGAUCUUGGAUGGUUCCCAAGAGGAAAGAUGGCUGGUCCUUUCCAAGAUGUCGCCUUCAACACACCUGUUGGUGUCACUAGUGCACCUUUCAAAUCUACGCACGGAUACCACAUCAUCUUGUCGGAAGGAAGGAAAAACUGACAGAUUACAUCUCUGUUCUGCUCUGGUCUAGUCUUGUGGAUGUCACUUGCUAGUUGUUACUGUAACCUAUAUAUAAAAACACACAGCCUUUGUUGUUCUGGCCAAAAUGUUUGCUACAAGUUGUUAACGAAUCUUCUCUGUUGUUUUGAAUAAUGAAUUCCUGAAGGCUGUGAGAUUCA
This is a messenger RNA of Raphanus sativus (radish), 764 nucleotides long. RefSeq lists its product as uncharacterized. Lineage: Eukaryota; Viridiplantae; Streptophyta; Magnoliopsida; Brassicales; Brassicaceae. The record is from RefSeq and is a predicted model, not a curated record. Bases 154 to 585 code for a protein of 143 amino acids. Gene Ontology annotation, molecular function: DNA binding; peptidyl-prolyl cis-trans isomerase activity. Gene Ontology annotation, biological process: rRNA processing. The transcript is spliced from 5 exons.